Messenger RNA from Nematostella vectensis (starlet sea anemone), 3040 nucleotides. Its product is annotated as protein IWS1 homolog. Gene Ontology annotation, cellular component: nucleus. Lineage: Eukaryota; Metazoa; Cnidaria; Anthozoa; Actiniaria; Edwardsiidae. Gene Ontology annotation, biological process: poly(A)+ mRNA export from nucleus. The record is from RefSeq and is a predicted model, not a curated record. The transcript is spliced from 13 exons. The coding region runs from base 156 to 2225 and encodes 689 amino acids.
CGAGGCCAGGCCACGUAGCCUAUAAAUUUCUACUUGCACGCUUGUAAAACUGGAAGCUUUGUGAGAAAGAUUUUAUACAAAUAUUCAGCUCAUCCCAAUGAUCUUUUAACGACAAAAAGGGAAAUAUCGUAAGUCUUGACUAUCCCUGCCUUGUCAUGGCAGAUAAUGUAGACGAGGCUUUCGAGUCGGGCAACGAGGACAUGGAUAGACCGCCGACACCAGACUUCCACCUCGAAGGAGAAAAGGAGGAUGAAGCGUCCGAAACAUCGCCACGCGGCUCGGAAAACAGCGUGGAAUCAAGGAGUGUAAGCCCAAAGAACGAAGAAGAAGAUGGUGCUAGAGCCGAGCAUCGGUCUACAGGCGAGAAAACACUGCCUACUGCCGAGAACAAGCAAGAUAUGGAAGAUGCAAGUGAUGACAACAAAAGCGAAAAUGUCGCUUCCCCAGAGUGUUCCAACGAAGAAGAGAAAGAACCGGAAGAGAUAAAAAAUAAAUCAGAAAUGGGGGACUCAGAUAAAGAGGAGUCUGUGAACGAAGAAAAAAGCGAAAAGGACGUUGAAUCUUCUAUGACACCGGAAUCACCGCAAACACGGACACCGGAUAAUAUGACCCCAGAAACUCCUGAGUCAGACAGUAAAAAGAAUGAUGAGGAUGAUGUGUUUGGGGAUGAAUCUAAUGAGGGGAUAAAGUCUGGUGAUGAAGAGACUGAAGAAGUUACUAGAGAUAAGACAGAUAACGAUGAUAAAAUGGAAGAAGAUGAGGAAGAACUCGAGAUACCUUUAUCUCCUAUUGGUGAUCUGGGGUUAUCGGGUAGUGAGACUGCUAUUGUCAAUGACAUACUCAAAAGUGAUGUCACUGAUAUGCUGCCACCUCAUCCUGUGGAAGAACGUGAUGAAAAAGUAAAUGAGGAAGGAGGUGAUAAUGAUGUUGUUGAGGGGGAUGAGGGUAAAGAAGCACCUAGUGACAAGGAGGAGGAAAAAGUUGCGAAAAGGAAAAGACCAGUGAUCAGUGAUGAUGAAGACGAGGAUGAUGAUGAAGACGCCGGGCCGUCCCAGCCCUUGCAAGAUAAAGAUCAAGAUGAGGGGUCUGAGCAGGAAGAGGUGGGGGAUCAGCUUAUCGCUGAUAUCUUUGGUGCAAGCGAUGAGGAAGAGGAAUUUGAGGGUUUUGACCAAGAGGACAUUGAAGUUACAAAGAAGAAGAAAGGAGUUCUCAGUGAACAGCCCAAGGACAAGGGUGAGGCGGAGGGAACGACUGGUGAAACAGACACCACGGAAGCCAUGAAAGUACCCCAGCCACCCAAGGAGGAAAGCAGUGACUCUGAGGAUGGGGGACAGGGGCCCCCUGUCUGGGAUUUUGAUGUGAUUAUGGCUCAGAAAAAGAAAAACAGAACCAAGAGAAGAAGAAGAGGGGAUGGUGAUAUCAUCAGUGACAAUGACGACCUGGUUGUUGAGAUGAUCAAGCAGAUGAAACAAGCGGCGGAUGAUGACAAGCUGUUGAAUGAGGCAAACCAGGCAGCAACCAAGAAGCUCAAGCUGUUACCAGUCAUCCUAAAACACAUGAACAAGGCAGAUCUCCAGUACACGUUCAUUGACUCUGGGGUGUUAAACGUGCUGAAAGAAUGGCUGUCACCGCUGCCUGAUGGCUCCAUGCCACACCUGCAGAUCAGAACAGGGAUACUCAAGAUACUCUCCACGUUUCCAGCGCUUGAUACAGGGGCGUUAAAGAUGAGUGGCUUAGGGAGAGCAGUCAUGUACCUCUACCGACACCCUAAAGAGACGAGACAAAACAAGCAGGUCGCUGGAAAGCUUAUAAAUGAUUGGGCAAGGCCGAUAUUCGGUGUGACGUCAAACUUCAAGUCUCUGAGCCGCGAGGAGCGUGAGGAGCGAGAUUAUCAGAACAUGUCCAAGAGGCGUAGACUCAGCUCAGCUGAUGGGGAAGGAGGAAAAACCCCACGAUCAAUCGACAGUGCACUUCAAGGGGAGAAAAAAGCUCUUCGUCCGGGUGACAAGGGAUUCGUGAUGCGUGCGCGUGUACCGUUACCGUCAAACAAGGAUUAUGUUGUGCGACCCAAGACGAACGCUGAAGGAAGUGACUUUGUCCGAUCCACCAAGAAGACCGUUACCAAAGCGGACAAGCUCACUCGGAAAUUAAAGGAUAAAAAAAGGGCCAACAAAAUGCAGAGGGCUGUCAACAUCAGCAUAGAGGGUAGAAAGAUGAACCUGUAGUCAAGGUAACCGCUGACAGUUGCUAUAGUAGCGGUACGACGUCACAGCCGAUCUUAAGUGCUGUCUGCCGCUCCUUAAUAAAAAAACAUGUAAGGAGGAUACAGCCCUAGGUAUGGAGACACUGUUCAGUUGUCACAGAGGAACCCGACACCUUCCCAGGUGUCUGUUGUAGCCAGACAACUCGACAUAGGGCGGGACAGUUACCCGACACAGGGUGCCCAUGUGUUUAUAGUAGCCAUACAACACGUCAAAUGGCGGGAAAGCUGCCCGUCACAGGGUACCCAUAUGGCUACAGAAGGCGAUCAAGCAUACAGAGAAGUCACUAAAGGACAGGAAAGCUGCCCGACACAGGAUGCUCAUGUGUCAAUAGUAGCCAUAUAACUCGUCAAAUGGUGGGAUAGCUGCCCGACACAGGGUGCCCAUGUGUCAAUAGUAGCUAUAUAACUCGUCAAAUGGUGGGAUAGCUGCCUGACACAGGGUGCCCAUAUAUCAAUAGUAGCCAUAUAACUCGUCAAGUGGUGGGAUAGCUGCCCGACACAGGAUACCCGUAGGUACCAUAGUAGGCAGACAAUUUGGUUAGAUCGCGCGAAACACUUCAAACAAUAUUUUUAUAAAAUACCCUGGUAAAGCCAUUUUGUCGUUAUUUUAAUCGAGCCUGAUGCUACCUAGUUCCUUUUAUACCCUAAUAAAUAUAUACCUCACAUCUCGAUCGUAAGAUUUAUUUCUCGUUGGUUCCGCGGAAAUGUGAAAAUGUAAAUAAGAGUAAAUGUUGUGAUACACAGACACUAAAGUGAAUAAAACGUUGAAAACUCUUA